This is a messenger RNA of Eucalyptus grandis, 995 nucleotides long. Its product is annotated as probable E3 ubiquitin-protein ligase ARI8. Gene Ontology annotation, cellular component: ubiquitin ligase complex; cytoplasm. The transcript is spliced from 8 exons. Gene Ontology annotation, molecular function: ubiquitin conjugating enzyme binding; ubiquitin protein ligase activity; zinc ion binding. The coding region runs from base 451 to 885 and encodes 144 amino acids. Lineage: Eukaryota; Viridiplantae; Streptophyta; Magnoliopsida; Myrtales; Myrtaceae. Gene Ontology annotation, biological process: protein polyubiquitination; positive regulation of proteasomal ubiquitin-dependent protein catabolic process; ubiquitin-dependent protein catabolic process. The record is from RefSeq and is a predicted model, not a curated record.
AUCUGCGACCGCAAGUCAAUUCGAUUUUAUUUCCCAGGUUUUUAUGUUCGCAUCUUUGUUUUGGGGGAGAAAGCUUGGCCUAAAUCUGCGACCAGAAGUUCGCUGGUUUAUUGCUUUUGAUUCUAACACAGCAACGUGAGAAAGCUUAGGCGAACCAUUCAUGACAAAACGACAGUGAUUUAAUUUGCUUGCUGUCCGACCAUGUUUCGUGCAUAUACUUGAGCACUUGGCAGAUCUCAAGUCUCCUUGGAACUGCCCUGAUGGAAGGCCGGUCAUGCAUCGUUUGGUCAACUUGACGGCAAUAAGCAAAAGGUCUUUGAGAAUAUAAUCAUCAAUUUAAGAUGGUGCAUACAUGUUCAUAGUUACAUAAGCACAUCAAUAAACGAUGGUCCUGGAUGUUUAACAUUGAGAUGUCCUGAUCCAUCUUGUGGUGCUGCCGUCGGUCAAGACAUGAUAAGUCUAUUAGCGCCUAAAGAAGAUAAGAAAAAGUAUUCUCAAUAUCUUCUUCGCUCAUACAUUGAAGACAAUAGAAAGACCAAGUGGUGUCCUGCCCCUGGUUGUGAAUACGCUGUAGAAUAUAUUGCUGGCAGUGAAGGUUACAAUGUUUCCAGCCAAUGCUCUUUCAACUUUUGCUGGAAUUGUACAGAGGAAGCUCACCGUCCAGUAGAUUGUGGCACUGUGGCACAGUGGAUCAUGAAGAACAGUGCUGAAUCUGAAAACAUGAACUGGAUUCUAGCCAAUUCAAAGCCUUGUCCAAAGUGUAAGCGGCCAAUAGAGAAAAACCAAGGUAUGAUGAGGCUGAGAGAAGAAGAGAGAUGGCGAAAAACUCAUUGGAGCGAUAUACUCAUUAUUAUGAACGAUGGGCGAGCAAUCAAUCCUUGUUAAGGAAACCUCAUCAAAAACCCUUGUGGAGAAACAAGGCCUUGUUGCUGCUGCUGCAGGAUCUCACCCAAUUGAUCAAGACAGUGCUUUUUUGAGGAUGUGAGGUUUCCUGC